This is a messenger RNA of Daldinia caldariorum, 456 nucleotides long. RefSeq lists its product as uncharacterized. The coding region runs from base 1 to 456 and encodes 151 amino acids. Lineage: Eukaryota; Fungi; Ascomycota; Sordariomycetes; Xylariales; Hypoxylaceae. The record is from RefSeq and is a predicted model, not a curated record. The transcript is spliced from 2 exons.
AUGAAGGUCCUCAUCGGCUUCGUUGCGGCACUAGCCAGUGUCAUCGGUAUUGUUAGUGCUGCCCCAGCGGAGGCUAUUGCCGACCCAAACGUGGAGGCCCCAGAGAAUCAUAGCCCUUCACACUUGCCCACGAAGACCGCCAGCCCCAUAAGCUCUUCGACGACGACUACAUUCAUCAUCAGCAUCACCACGCUCCCGGGCCAGCCCACUCCCACUACAGCUAUCCCAGUCGCUUGCCCGACAGUGACACACACGACCCGGCCCAGCAACUGUGAGCCUAUGCAGUGCCCAGUUCCUGGUUGCACGUUCCAAAAGGAACUGCUCGUCCCGUGCGGUUGCGCUGGCGUCAAGACUGCUCUCUUUGUCGACGGGUGCCAGACUGCUUGCCCCGAAGGUUGCAUGACCCGGUUGAGGACAGUCACGGCUCUCUGUGCUACCCCGACCGCGCGGCCUUGA